AUGGACCCUGGACAGCCUGCUGGUGCAGACCCCACUGGUGGCCCUGCCGGCCAGGACAUGCUUGGGUUCCUGCCGGCCCUGCAGGCGCUGUGGUCGGCGCGGCAGCCGCAGCAGUUCAAGGAGGAGGCCUGGAGGGGCUUUGCUGCCCUGGACGACCCACACACUGCCCUCCUGGACCUGCUGGAGGCGCGCACGGCCCCGUGGAGGAAGGGCCCCUCCCUGGAGGCCUGGCUUGUGAGGGAGCUGGAGCGCUGGCUGCAGGCACGGCCUCCCCUGGGGCCCUCCCAGGGCGGCCCGGGGCUGGGGCCUCUGCAGGCCCGUGCGGCCAGGCUCCUGGCUGACAGCCCCCCGAGCCUCGUGGAGCCGCUGGUCAGGAUCUUCCAGCUGCAGGACACAGACCGGGGGUCUCUGCUGGCCCUCGUCCACCAGCUGCACCAGGAGGGCAAGUUCAAGGAGGCUGUCAUGCUGGGCACGAAGCUGCGUCUGCAGCCAGAGCUGGACCUGGACAUGGUGAGCGUCCCGCUGCUGCUGCAGGACCAGCUGGGCCUGCUGGAGCGCUAUGUGGAGGGCUUCCCCGGCCUGCAGCGGCGGCUCCUGGCCCUGCUGGACUCCUGGUGCCGGCCCGGCUUCGACGUCGGCGUUGUCGCCAGGCGGUACCCGCAGGCGGCCCCCCAGGCGCUGGAGAAGCUGCGGCCCCGGGUGCUGACGCGGCAGGUGCUGCGCCUGCAGAACCGCUUCGGCCUGGACCCAGCGUCCUGUCCCCACGCUGUAGCCCAGCAGCGCCUGGCUGCCCUGCGGUACCUGUGCUACAAGAGGUUUGUGGAGGGCAGCAUGUCCCAGGAGGACUGGACCGACUUCGUGCGGGGCCUGGUGGGCUCCAGCGAGUGGCUGCAGGGCCGGCUGCUGCGGCUGCUGGCCUCUCGCACUGACGCGGCCACCGUGGCCCGGUGCGCGCUGGACCUGUCGCUGCCCGAGGAGUGGCUGCCGGCCACGGGGGCCACGGAGCUCCGCCGGCUCAGGCUCCAGGGCAGGCCGGCCGAGGCGCCCUCCCAGGACACCACGGGCCGCUACUACCAGCUGCCCAUCGCCAGGAAGGACGUCCACCUCCUGGCCUCGUGGGAGGAGCUGGCCCGGCACGGGGCUGAGCUGCUGCAGCCCGGCCAGGUGGUCGCCCUGGACCUGGAGUGGAGGCCUUCGUUUGGUGCCUGGGACCGGCCUCCGGCGUCCCUCCUGCAGCUGGCCGUGCGGGGCCGCGUGCUCCUGCUGGACCUGCUCACGCUGUCGCAGCCGGGGGGGCAGGCGUCCCGGGCCCUCUCUGGGCUGGUGUCCGGGCUGCUCUCAGACCCGUCCAUCACCAAGCUGGGCUAUGGCAUGGCCGGCGACCUGAAGAGACUGGCAGCCUCCUGCCCUGCCCUGGCCCUCGCGCCCCAGCAGCUGCAGGGCGGCCUGGACCUGCAGCUGGUGCACGGGCAGAUCCGGGAGGCCGACGGGCCUGCGCCGGGCAAGGACCGGGCCCCGGAGCCGCGGGGCCUCAGCCUCCUGGUGCAGCAGGUGCUGGGCAGGCCCCUGGACAAGGCGCAGCAGCUCUCCAACUGGGACCGGCGGCCCCUGGCCGAGGGGCAGCUGCUGUAUGCGGCUGCCGACGCCUACUGCCUGCUGGAGGUGUACUGGGCGCUGUGCAGCGAGCCCGCCCGCGUCCACCUGGUGGGGGACCUGGCCCGGAGCCCGGAGCCGCCCGGCCCGCAGGAGGCCGCCGCCCCGCCCCAGCAGGUGCUGGAGGCGGAGGCGGGGGCGCAGGCCCCGGAGAUCCCGGUCCGGGCCUUCCGUGUGGUGUGUGACAGCAUGCUGCAGGGGCUGGCACGCAGCCUGCGCCUCCUGGGCGCCGACGUGCUGGCGCUGGGCAGCGGCGAGGACCACCGCCGGGCGGCCGAGGUGGCCCGGCAGGAGGGCAGGAUCAUCCUGACAUCAGGGCUGCCGUACCACACGCUCCGGUCCCAGGUCGGGGAUGGGCGCUGUCUCCGGGUGGACUGCAGCCUCAAGGCCGCGCAGCAGGCCAAGGCCGUGCUCCGGCGCUUCAACGUGCGCGUCAGCCCCUCCGACAUCUUCAGCCGCUGCCAGGCCUGUAACUGCGACCAGUACCUGAAGGUCUCCAAGGGCCUGAUGACACAGCUCGUGGGGCUCAGCGGCCAGGAGGACCCCAGCAGCGCGGGUGACCAGGCCCAGAGCCAGGACACACAGGAGCCAGGCUCCGCCCCCGGGGAGACGCCGGGCCUCACCUACGACCCUCCCUGCCGCUGGCUGGAGGCGGCCGAGCUGCAGGCCAGCGCCCCGGCCACGCUGGGCAACGGCACGCGGCUGCAGCUGGCGGGGGUGCCGGCGGGCGUGCUGCGGCGGCCCGGCCUGCGCCACUUCUUCUGCUGCUCCGGCUGCGGCAAGGUCUUCUGGGAGGGCUCCCACCUGGGCCGCAUGGCCUCGCAGUUCCAGGACGUCCUGGCCCGGCCCCCCGGCCCCCCGCAGCCUGGCCCUCCGGCGCCCGGCCCCCCUGAGGGCGCCCGGCCCGACCGACAAUAA
This is a messenger RNA of Pipistrellus nathusii (Nathusius's pipistrelle), 2571 nucleotides long. Lineage: Eukaryota; Metazoa; Chordata; Mammalia; Chiroptera; Vespertilionidae. The record is from the annotation of a GenBank genome assembly.